Molecule: messenger RNA, 2441 nt
Organism: Dreissena polymorpha
Lineage: Eukaryota; Metazoa; Mollusca; Bivalvia; Myida; Dreissenidae
Product: galactosylceramide sulfotransferase-like
Exons: 2
Coding region: 899-1720 (273 amino acids)
Biological process (GO): glycolipid biosynthetic process
Cellular component (GO): membrane
Molecular function (GO): galactosylceramide sulfotransferase activity
Source: RefSeq, a predicted model, not a curated record
CAACAACAACAAACACAAACUGUUAUUAUUUUAAACAUGUAAUGUGUGCAUGUGCGUUUUAGCUGUGGACGUGAAAGCAAAAUAGCGCAAGACCAUGGACUUAAGUUAUAAAUGUUCCUAUUCAUAUAGCAAGUACUUCCCAGCAAAAAAGUUCAUACAUUUUCAAGUACCUUUUAAAUAGGAAAUAUUCUUUGAUUUUGAGGCUUUACAAAUAUUUGUUUUGUAUAAGCCGACAGAACCUUAUUUCAAUGUGUUACGUUGAAUGUUUUGUAGGUUUUUCAGGUUCAGGUUUUGAUUAGUGUUACACUCAAACAUAUUCGCAGAAAAGACGUUUACAUACUUAGAGACACAUAUUUGACCGAUUUAUAUCAUGGAGCAUCCUAAUCAAAGUCGGAAGCAACUUGUGUAUAGGGGAAGUAACUUGUGUUUAUCGAAAGAAAAUUUGUAUAAAGGGGAGUGUUUAGUAAAGAAAGGCUUACGAACAGAAGGUUGUUCUGCAUACCGCAAUAUUUUAAUACUAUAAAAAUCCAAAUGGAGAAAACUUAAACAUCGACUUUGAAGAAGCUUUAAAUAUGCGUGAGAGAUAAAAAUGUUUGCACAAGAGUUGACCUUAUCAGUUAAUAUCGACAGGUGGAUGACAUUGUUUACCACGAAAGUUGCUAAAACAUAGGCGAGAUAUCCAUGAAAAUGAUUAACAUUGGGUUGAUAAUGUCAGUGUUAAGUUGCAUUAGUAUUUCGGAUAAAGGCAGGGUGCGGUACAUUCAUCUGAGCAUUGUUAAACGUGCUAAAAUGAUGUUAUAAUAAAGAUAAAAAGUGCUUGUAUCAUAGUUGAAAUGAACUGACUUUUGAGUCGGAAUUACAAGUACAGCCGUUUAGUUGGUGGUCUGGAUGAGUCAACAUGAGAAGAAAUGCCCGCCUGAUCUUUGCACUACUUCUGGCAUCGACACUUGCGUUGGUUGUUCCAGUGUUAUACCAAAGAAUAUGGCGAUUAUUUGUUCGAGUCAGCGAUGAUGAUCUGAGUCAGCUUAGACAACGAUCGCUAGUGUUCAUCAAAGUUCACAAAACCGGUAGUUCCACUAUAGCCAACAUCUUGCAGCGUUACGGUCAUAGGAACGAGUUGAAUUUCGCUUUGCCGAAUAAGACCGUUGGGGAAAUCAGAUACAAUUACUUUGGAGGAAUUGGGGGAACAUUAGAUCGAUCGAAAAUGAUACCGUCGAAAAAGAAUCGGCCGAACAGCGGAUUUAACAUUUUGUUCAAUCACGUCAUCUACAAUUGGACAGCGUUUGUUGAAAUAUUCCCGCCAAAUAACAGUAGUUACGUCACAAUGAUACGAGAACCGGUGUCGCAUUUUGAAUCGGCCCUCUUGUAUUUUGUCCACGACAAUAUUUUCAAUGUCGCCACAGAAAACACCACAGCAUACUUGGAGAAUCCGGCGGCGUACGAACCUGAGGACGCUUACAUUUCGUUUACAAACAACCGGCAGGCGUUAGAUCUUGGUAUUCCUCCGCGGCAUCUGAGGAACGCCAAAUACGCGGAGACGUACAUUAAACUGCUCGAUAAAACUAUGCAUCUGGUCAUGAUUACUGAAUAUUUUGAUGAAUCGUUGAUCAUGCUAAAAAGGAAGUUUUCUCUACAGCUUCGGGAUAUUAUUUACAUUCCCAAAAUAAAAAGUACCAAGAUUUUGAUUUUAAAUUCAGUAGCAAUGACCUGGCUUUGUUGAGGGAGUGGUUGUUAGCAGACGACAUGAUUUACCAACAUUUUUAUUUAAAAUUUCACCUGGCGCAAAAAGACGAACCACAGAUCAUGGAAGAGACAUCUCAUUUUAAACAAGUUCUGGAGAAAACGUGGACAUUUUGCGAAGGAACCGAACAUACAAAUCGUCUGCUUAUAGAAGAAUCUCAAUGGAAUACCCGCUUUGAAUUAACGGCAUUGGAUUGUGCAUACAUGAACCUGAGUGAACUUGAUUUUUUAGAUAAACUUUUGCACGACCGUUGAUCUUAAGGAUUGAAUCGAAACAUACUCAUUGAGUUAUAACACUGAGCAGAAAUUUCGUCGAAUAUAUAUUUUUUUCGUCAAGGCCUAGACGUUUCGGAUUAAUGUUUGCGUAAUAUAACAAUGACUUAGUAUGUUUUAUAUAAUUUGCGUAAGUUUUAUAUAUAUCAUAUCAGUCUAUAUGUGCUGCAUGGUAAUGGAAUCGAAAACCUUUAGCCAAAAGCAGUCAGACAACAUAUUCGGCAAAAGAGUGAUAGGUUUAGUUUAAAACGUGUUAAACUCCGGUGAGCGAUAAGGGCUCUUAAAUUAUGGUUCGUCUUAUUAUAUAUUUUAAGUGUGGCAAAUUUCACUGUUUUAUUUCUAUGGGAUUCCUUAACAGCGAAAAGAUGUCAAAUAGACAAAGAAUAAAAUACUAUUAAUAAGAAAAUAAUGAAUAAUAUUUAAAUAUG